GCCAGUUUUAUCUGUAAAUCACUAUGUUCAUGAAGUUUGUCAUUUAAUAAAAUAAGCUAACAAACAUUUAACAGAUUUUGGGUAUCCAAUAAUAUUAGUGAUUAACACGUAAUGUUUUAUGAACAUAUUUUAAAAGUAGUUACAUUUUGUCGUCGCAACGUGAAUUAAUUUAAUUUUUCCUAAAAGAAAAGUUGUUCAAUUUGUUUGAUUCCAAGAUGGAACCUCAAUACAACAAUAAAAGUACAGGUAAGUAACUUAUUUGAAAUUUCAAUGUAUUAAACAAAUAACUAAAUAAAAUAUUAGGUACAUACAAACACUACUUGUUUUAUAUAAGUAUAUAAUUGAAUUACAUUACAAAGCCUAAUAUGUCCCAAUACUUAAUAUGGCUACUAUAGUUAACUGACAAAUGAUGUUGAGGUACAAUUAAACAUUUACAUAUUUUAUGUCACAUUAUGUUGUUUUUUAGUAAAUUACAGGAACUUUUUUUAAUGGUUUAUUUAUAUGGAACAAAUCUAGUUUACAACCCAAGCUCGUUUUUCAAAUUUUUCUUUAUCAAAAUGUGUAUUUUUUGAUACUUAAUCCAUUGGUAUAAUUAAAACUUACCUAUCGUACUUACUUUUAUAAUUAUUAACUAUACAUAUAUCUUGAAAAAAGCAUUUUUGGAAUUAAUCUAAAAUGUGGUCAAAAAUAGAUAUUUAUCAUUAUUAAUAUUUGUAGUUAAGUCAGAAUAAGACUAUCCGGCUUAGUUUUACAGUUGCAAACGUUCAAACACACUGUUUUUCUGCACUCACUCGGAUAAUUUCAAUCGAAAAUAACCCUGGAUUUGUUGUGAAAAACCACGUCAGGUAGGCGACAGAGUAAAGUGAAAAAGCAUUAUAGGUGGGUAGGUUUAUGUAAAAUAACCAUAAAAGUAAGUGUGAUGGGUACGUUUUAAUUACACCAAUGGAUUAAGCAUUAAAAAAGAUAAAUUUUGGAGAAAAAAAAAAUUUGAAAAUAAUAAAUUAUUACUAAGAAAUCUCGAAACGGAAAACAUCAAUUUCAUAAAGUUUACAAAGUUCAUCAGACUAUUUUUUUUUUAAGUUUAUAUAAAGUACAACUAAAAAAUUAAAUUUUGAAAAAAAAAAAAAUUGAAAAACGAGCUCGGGUCGUAAACUAGAUUUAUACUAUUUAAAUUUAUAAACCUAAUAAUUUAAAUUUGGGUUUUUUUUCAAGUUGAAAACUUAAUUUACAUUUUUACAGCUGUCAAACGUUUAAUGAGAGAAGCUAAAGAAUUAUCACAGCCAACAGAUGAAUACAGUGCACAUCCAUUAGAAGAUAAUCUAUUUGAGUGGCAUUUUACAUUGCGUGGUCCUCAAUCAUCUGAUUAUGAAGGCGGUAUUUAUCAUGGUCGAAUAUUAUUGCCAACAGAUUACCCCAUGAAACCGCCUAAUAUAAUUCUGCUAACUGUAUGUUGUAAUUAAAUUAGUAAUUUUUACAUGAAUGUAAACAAUAUUAAUUAUUAUGUAGCCAAAUGGCCGAUGGGAGACAAACAAAAAAAUAUGCUUAAGUAUUUCCAGCCAUCAUCCAGAGACUUGGCAACCAUCAUGGUCUAUUAGAACAGCUCUAUUAGCAUUAAUAGCAUUCAUGCCAACUAAUAGCCGAGGUUCAUUAGGAGCUCUUGACUAUACACCUGAAGAACGAAUCAAUCUGGCAAAAAAGUAAAUAAUUGCUCAUUAAAUACAUGUUGUGUUAUUAAAAAUUGAAUUAUAUAAAUUGGUUUCACUUCAGAUCCAAAAAUUGGGUAUGUGAUCAGUGCGGUGAAAUAUCUCACUUAUUAGCUGAAAAUAAAGCCAAACCAUUGACAAGAGAAGAAACUGAACUUAUCAACAGUGUUACAUUUAAAGUAAAAUUAAUAUUUAAAUAUAGCAAUAAAAUAUUACACUUAAUAUAAAUUAAUAAAUUAAUUGAUCAGGAUGAAGAUACAGAGAAAAUUUCCAAACCAUCUGACCUAGAUAAUCAGGACAAGGAGACAAAAAGCGAAGAACCAGUUGUAAAUAAUCUUUCACCCAACUUUUUAAAAGAUGCAUUAUGUUCAGACAUUGGAAUGUAUCUUAUAUAUUUAAUUAUUGCACUUAUAAGUAUUUUAGUAGCGCGGCGUUUCUAUAGUGCCUAAUAAGUAAUGCUUGAAUUCCAACAAUUUUAAACUAUUAUUAUUUAUUAUGUAAAACUAUAUUUUACCAAGAAAAUAUUGUACUCUAAUAAAAUAUUUGUAGAUUAGUUAAAAAGUCACUAUUUACACUCUACUGCACAAUAUUUUUUUUUUUUUUGAUAUCAUCAUAAAAAAACAUCUAUAAAAAUGAAAACUAUGAAUUAAAUAAAUUUUAUUCAAAUUUUUCUUUCUCUUUAUUUUUUUCAUUUCCUAACAAUUUCUCUUCAAAUUUUUCAAACUCUGCUUUUGUUCGUAUUUCAAUUUCAUCUUCAACUUGUUCAACAGCUAUUAUCUGGAACAGAAAAUAAACACAUUACAAUUCCAAAUAUUAAAUAGUUUUUGUAAAAACUAAAAUGUUGGAUAAACAGUAAAAUCUCACUUUUUUUUUUAUACAACACUAAAUUUAUUUAUUCAUUUUAAUAGAAUCAUUAAAUAAUAUUUUCAUAUUUUCAUACAAUAAAGCGUAUCUAAAGACAAAUUUCAAUAUAAACUAUAGCAAACAUGUUACAGUUUUUCACUUCUGUCAAAUAUGAUAAUAUUUCCUGCAUAACCAAUAAUUAAGCAAUAUAUAGGUAGUUACAAAAAAAACUAAUUUCUUGCUGUUUUCUAAAACCAAGUUUUCGGGAAUUACAUUAUUUUUCAUUUAAAAAUUCACACAGUAAUUUUAAUUAUUUUAGUGUUAAACAUGUAUUUUACCAAUUACAUUUAUACUAUGUUUCAAAAAAUACUUCUAAAAUCUCUAAGAAUCACUUUUGUGAAUAACGGCUGAUACUCGGUAGCAGCUCGAAAGCCAAUUUUUCCCACUCUCACGAUGGUGAUUGACUUACAAGUUCUAUGUCACAUUUCAGUGAAUGGGAAAAAAUCUGUCGUUAUGCACAAAGGUUGUAUGUUUUUUUUUUUUGAAAGGUUGUAUAGUCAAAAUUAGAAAAAUGCAUUAUUUGUAAUUAAUAAAUAAUAUAUAUAUAUAUAAUAAAUAAUAUAAAUUAUUAUUAGGUUGUUACUUGUUUCAAGUGUUUUUAUUUAGUUUUGUUUCUUCCUAGAGUGGUUCCAAUUUGUAUAUAAAUAAUAAAUAGUUAAUUUUAUUUCAUAAACACAACUUUAGCCUAAUUUUAUCAAAAUAUAAUCAUUAAUGCAAUACAAAUUUUAACUUUUUAAAAAGUUGAUAUUUUAUUCUAAAUUUACGCUUUACAAAUUGGAACUAAAUAAUAAGUAUUAAGUAACAAAAGAAACAUUAGAAAAACGUUUUAUAGGUUAAGUCCCAAGACCAUAGUAAUAUAUACUUAUUUGCAUG
Molecule: messenger RNA, 3479 nt
Organism: Cinara cedri
Lineage: Eukaryota; Metazoa; Arthropoda; Insecta; Hemiptera; Aphididae
Source: the annotation of a GenBank genome assembly